Molecule: messenger RNA, 6163 nt
Organism: Corythoichthys intestinalis (scribbled pipefish)
Lineage: Eukaryota; Metazoa; Chordata; Actinopteri; Syngnathiformes; Syngnathidae
Product: NACHT, LRR and PYD domains-containing protein 12-like
Exons: 10
Coding region: 229-3534 (1101 amino acids)
Biological process (GO): intracellular signal transduction
Molecular function (GO): protein binding
Source: RefSeq, a predicted model, not a curated record
CUUAAGUCAAGUAUAAAUACGCAAAAAUGCACUAAAGUACAGUCAUGAAAAAUACUUUUUCUUUGUUACAUUCGACCACUGCUAAGAGGAAUGAAGACCUUACAUCUGUGUUUUGUGUCACAUCACUCAAACGGUUUCCGAGCUCAGGUUACAAUAAGUCAAUAAAGGUUUUUGUCUGCAGAUACCUCAUCCACGGUCACCUCCCUCACGCGUAUGUAAGUCAGAAGGAUGGCUCUGGACAGCGGAAGGAAGGAGCUGCUGUGGAACACGCUGAGGGAGCUGGGGGAGGACGACUUUGAGUCCUUCAGGUUCCACACGGACCUGCCUCAAAGCGUACGCGAAAACCCUCGCCGGGUGUACAUUACUGACGAACUGAUGAAGAAGCACGGCGAGAACACUCUGGACCAGACCAUCAUGCUUCUGGAGAAGAUCGGUAACAACAAUUUGGCCGAGAAGCUGCACAGCGACAUGGUGAAAAUAAAAGGCACAGACUUCUCCGUCCACGAUGACGAUCAGAUAGCCAGAUUGAAGAGGGAGCUCCAAGACAACCUGCGACGUUUAUACAGGUUUGCUUCUGAGGGCAACACCGAGCGCUGGCAGCAGCAGCAGCCCCUGGAGGACGUCUACACGCAGCUAGACAUCACCUACGGGGCAGACGUCAGCCCGGACGGGCGGCAUGAGGUCCUCCAGAUGGAAACGUGUGACGCCGCGGCCAAGCGGUCUAUCCUGCCGUGCGACAUCUUCAAAAGCCCCGACGGGAACCGGCGACCGAUACGCACGAUGCUCACCGUUGGCUUUGCGGGAAUAGGAAAAACCUUCCUGAUUCAAAAGUUUGUCUGGGACUGGGCCAGCGGUAAUACUAACCAGGACGUGGACUUCAUAUUUCCUUUCACCUUCCGCGAGUUAAACAUGGAGAAAGGGGAGAGCUUUACGUUGGCCGAGCUGAUCGGCGGAUACAGUCACAUGCGCGAGAGACUGAACGAGAUAUUUAUCUAUCUGCAAACUUCUGGGAAGCAGGACUUUGAAAGCAGCGGGAUCAAGAUCUUGUUUAUCCUCGACGGACUGGACGAGUGCAACUUCAAAAUUGACUUGAAGAAAGCGAGAAAAGUGAACAAGAACGUGAAGGAAAGCUACCCGCUAGAAGUACUGCUGGCGUAUCUCAUCAAAGGGAACCUGCUUCCGUGCGCCAGGGUUUGGAUCACCACGCGGCCCGCGGCAGCCCGCGAUAUCCCCGCCGAUCUCAUCGACAGCAGAACAGAGGUGGGAGGAUUCAGCGAUUCCCGGAGGCUGGAGUACUUCAGGCAAAGGUUCCCAAAUGAGGAACGCGUCACUGAGCACAUUCGGAAAUCUCGCACCAUCUUCAUCAUGUGCCAUAUUCCCAUCUUCUGCUGGCUCACCGCCACAGUUCUUCAGGUUCAUUUGGACAAAGGGAAGGAGGGAGAGCUUCCCACAACGCUGACUGACAUGUACUCGGCAUUUAUUGGUCACCACCUGGAAAACUCCAAGGAGAGAAAUACAGCGGAGUACAUCCCUGACGUGAAAGCGCUCGCCAAGCUGGCCUUUGACCACACCAUGAAUCAGCGUCAGAUCUUCUACGAGAAAGACCUGGAGGACAGCUGCUUUGAUUACAGCCAAGCAGCAAAACACUGCGGUUUAUUCACAGAGGUCUUUAAGGAGGUCCAUCCGCUCAAAAGGAAGAAACAAAAGAUGUUUCAGUUUAUCCACCUGACCAUCCAGGAGUAUCUGGCCGCACUGUACGUAAAGAUGUGUUUCUUCCAUGACAACAAGAACGUACUGGAUACAUCAAGAUGGAAAAAAUUGUUCAUGUCUAUUAAGCGGAAGACAAUCACUGAGGUCCACAAGUCAGCUCUCCAGAAAGCCUCGGAAAGUGAAGGAAACCUGGAUAUGUUCCUCCGCUUCCUCGUUGGCCUUUCAUUGCCGUGCAACCAGGAAAUAGUGGGGAUGCUGCUGAAGGUUCCUCAUGACUGGGAGCAAAGCAAGUCAAAGACGGUCAAGUUGAUACAGAAAAGGAUCAAACGAAACACUCCAGAAAAGAACGUCAACUUGUUCUACUGUCUAAACGAGCUGAAAGACAACUCCUUACUGAAGCAGAUCCAGCAUCAACUAGUUUCAGGACGUUUGUCCUGGCGUCAAAUGUCAAAUGAUAUGUGGUCGGCCCUGGCCUUCUUCUUACUUACGGACGACGAAACCAUGAAGUCCUUUGAUCUUCGCCGCUACUCCCCAUCGCCUUUGGGACUCAAGAAGCUUCUGUUGGUGGUCAAGGCUUCUCAAAAAUCAGUUCUAAGUCAAUGUCGCCUGGACAAAGGCAGCUGUCACCUGCUGAAUUCCGUUCUCAGUUCUCCAUCCAACCUGAGGCAUCUGAGUCUGGGCUUGAACCAUCUGUCGGACGAGGGGGUGGAGAUCCUCUCAAAAGGACUGGCCAGCCCACACUGCAACUUAGAAGUCCUCAAGCUGUCCUCCUGUGAGAUCACCAGUAAAGGAUGUGUUUCAUUGGCUGAGGCACUGAAGCUAACCCCCUCCCAUCUUCAAGAGCUGGACCUGAGAUGGAACAGUCUGUUGGAUGAAGGGGUUGAGAUCCUCUCGAAAGGACUGGCCAGCCCAAACUGCAUCUUAAAAGUCCUCAAGCUCUCAGGUUGCAAGAUCACAAAACGAGGAUGUGUUUCAUUGGCUGAGGCACUCAAGUUAAACCCCUCCCAUCUUCAAGAGCUGGAACUGAGCUUUAACGAUCUGUCGGAUGAAGGGGUCGAGAUCCUCUCAAAAGGACUGGUCAGCCCACACUGCAUCUUAAAAGUCCUCAAGCUGUCAAAGUGCGAGAUUACGGUUAAAGGAUGUGUUUCAUUGGCUGAGGCACUGAAGGUAACCUCCUCCCAUCUUCAAGAGCUGGACCUGAGCGGGAACGAUCUGUCGGAUGAAGGGGUCGAGAUCCUCUCAAAAGGACUGGCCAGCCCACACUGCAUCUUAAAAGUCCUCAAUCUGAAAAACUGCAAGAUCACCAGUAAAGGAUGUGUUUCAUUGGCUGAGGCACUGAAGGUAACCUCCUCCCAUCUUCAAGAGCUGGACCUGACCUGGAACGAUCUGUCGGACGAGGGGGUUGAGAUCCUCUCGAAAGGACUGGUCAGCCCAAACCGCAUCUUAAAAGUCCUCAAUCUGGAAAACUGCAAGAUCACCAGUAAAGGAUGUGUUUCAUUGGCUGAGGCACUGAAGGUAACCUCCUCCCAUCUUCAAGAGCUGGACCUGAGCGGGAACGAUCUGUCGGAUGAAGGGGUCGAGAUCCUCUCAAAAGGACUGGCCAGCCCACACUGCAUCUUAAAAAUCCUUAAGCUGAAAACCUGCAAGAUCACCAGUAAAGGAUGUGUUUCGUUGGCUGAGGCUCUGAAAUUAAACCCCUCCCAUCUUCAAGAGUUGAAUCUCAGCAACAACCAAAUAGAGGAAAAACAAAAUAGGGUUUUAUUGGAGAUCAAGGAGGAUCCCAGCUAUAGCCUGAAGACUGUCAAAUUUAACCCGUGGGACUAGGAACAACGUUUGGUCCUUGGCGUCAAGAAGGGCGAAUCAUUCCAAAUGUUCAUUAUUAGAAGACGUCGAGUCCAUUUGGUCUCCUUCAGAUCUAGUUUGGUCUCACGUACUCUCUGACGAUUGCUCGAGGACCAGGUGUCGGCGCUACGGGCAAAGCGGCCUCGCUUACAGAAUUCGAGGAGGUCGUCGUCGGGUUCUUUGCAGCCACAAACUGAGUAGGAGUUUUACUUCAGUGUCUCCCAGUCAAUAUGGAUUGGACUUCCAGCAGCAUCACUAGCAGCCAUUGAGUUAAAUUUAGGGCGGGGAAUGACAAUUCAUGCAUGAAAGGUUACAUAUUUUUUAACAAGAAAACUGUCAUUUAUUUGAAAUAUCUACUAAAUGGGUCACUUUAAUGUACAGGCAUAAAAAUGGGUCAGGGGUAAAAAAAGGUGAGAAGGGUGUGGAGGAAAUAUGAUCCGGUACACUGUACAAUUAGGGCUGUCCCAAACGACUUAUUUUCUCCCGAUUAGUCAGCCUACUAUUUUUACAAUUACUCGACUAAUGUAACCCCCCCCCCCUUUUUUUUUUUAAAUUUUAUUUUAACUAAUUUAGCAAUGAAAUUUUUGAUGGCACUUAUUAAUUCACAAAAACAUUUUGGAAUACUUAAAUUGUUUAUUAAAGAACAAAAAAACAUGUAAAUAACAAUAAAUCGCUAAUGAAUAAUAAGGUGAAAUGCUCAUAGCAUUAACUACUGAAAAAGAAAGGAAUGUAAACAGAUUCAGAACACUGACUUUGCCUUUCCAACAUAAUUCAAAACAAUCUUUAAAAAAAAACAAAAAAAACAAUAUUAGGGCUGUCAAAAUUAUCGCGUUAACGGGCGUUAAUUAUUUUUUUAAAUUAAUCACGUUAAAAUAUUUGACGCAAUUAACGCACUAGGCCCGCUCAGACAGAUUUAAAUGUCAGUACAGUGAAAGGCCAACUUGUUAACUGUGUUUUAUGGAGUUUUUCCGCCCUCUGCUGGCGCUUGGGUGUGACUUGCAUAUGUUAUGUGGCGUAAUGUCGCCCUCUGCUGGCGAUUCAGUGCAGCUGAUUAUUUGGGUUUCGGCGCGCUUUUUUGACGUGAUUAUAUGUCGACGCGAACUCACACUAAUAGACAGUGCUAUUCAGACCAGCUAACGUCCGCAUCCAGUAUUCAGUGACAGUUCUCAUAGCCCCAUCACACUGUUUGUGUCUAAUACAUGCAUCGCUUGUGAGUUAUAUUCCUCCUUUGUUUAUAUUCAUGAGCAUUAGAUAGUUAUUGAUGAUGUGUAUUUGAAUUUGUUCACCUAUAUGGUGAAAUGCAGUUACAAUGUUAGAUGCUUGUGAGCUAAUUGACUAGUGCUACUGCUCAAAUGGACACGUGUUUGUACAUUUUAUGUUAUUUUGUGAUUUAUGCAAGUUAUUGACACAUUGCCUUGUUAUUUUCAGUUUUACAAAAAUGACUUCAGUAAAGCCCAUGCAACUUUGCCACACCGUUUGAUUUCUUUUUGGAGCUUAUGUUCGCUAUCUGUCAAUUUGUGUACUCACACACAUUGAGGACAGAAUAGGGCUACUAGUUUAUUUUUUGAUUGAAAAUUUUACAAAUUUUAUUAAAACGAAAACAUUAAGAGGCGUUUUAAUAUAACAUUUCUAUAACUUGUACUAAUAUUCAUCUUUUAAGAACUACAAGUCUUUCUAUCCAUGGAUCACUUCAACAGAAUGUUAAUAAUGUUAAUGCCAUCUUGUUGAUUUAGUGUUAUAAUAAACAAAUGCAGUCCUUAUGUACCGUAUGUUGAAUGUAUAUAUCCAUCUUGUCUUAUCUUUCCAUUCCAACAAUAAUUUACAGAAAAAUAUGGCAUAUUUUAUAGAUGGUUUGAAUUGCGAUUAAUUACGAUUAAUUAAUUUUUAUGCUGUAAUUAACUCGAUUGAAAAUUUUAAUUGUUUGACAGCCCUAAUUAAUAUAUAUACUACACUAUAUAAUAGUAGUAUAAUAAUUAUUCAUUGCCUAUCAGAAUUUUCAUAAAGGGUGUCAUUUUAAAGCUACUGUUAUUGUAGAAUCUGAAUUCUGAAGUAUGUGGGAUUAACUCCAGAAAUCGUUAUUUGUAUGACGAACAUGACCUGCUUUUAUUUUGAAAUGUUCACCGGAAGUACGUUCGCUAAACCGCUAAGAGGAAGAUUUACACUCCGCAAAAAAAGCUCUUUUUGUCAUUGCAUGUAGUGUCAGUAAUCCACCCCCCCCCCCUUUUUUUUUUCGUUUGCAAAUGCCGUUAAGCAGCGAUAUUUCAAAUUUGAAGUGUCACCUUUUAAGAGCAAGUUUGCGUUUUGGAGACGACUACCAAUGUUUUAUAGUAGGCUAAAGUGGGUUGUCCUUUUUCCCCAUCAGCCUCAAUGUAGCAAUGUUAACGUUUACAGUGUUCAAUAUAGAUGUUUCAUUAUUUUGUAUGUCCGAACUUUAAUUCUAUGGCGUGUUGAUGACCAAUAAACAUCUGUGAAAAGAACUGGAGGCUCAUAUGCCAUCAACACGCAAGUGUACAAGCACGCACCCGACAAUAAACGCAGCCUUGAAAAUGACCGCGCUCAUUUUGAUUUACCGCGCGAUAAAUGGACUCAUGGCAUAUCGCGACAGGCAAUA